Kazachstania africana CBS 2517 is the source of this 1728-nucleotide messenger RNA. RefSeq lists its product as uncharacterized. The record is from RefSeq and is a predicted model, not a curated record. NCBI's taxonomy places the organism in Eukaryota, Fungi, Ascomycota, Saccharomycetes, Saccharomycetales, Saccharomycetaceae. Bases 1 to 1728 code for a protein of 575 amino acids. Gene Ontology annotation, molecular function: acetyl-CoA transmembrane transporter activity. The transcript has a single exon. Gene Ontology annotation, cellular component: membrane.
AUGCCGGAUGGAAAGAACGUUAGCAAGUCACUGUCGAGGCAUGAUUUACCUCAGUUCUAUCUUCUGGUGAUCUUAUAUUUCCUUCAAGGAAUUCCUGUGGGCUUAGCGUUCGGAACAGUCCCAUUUUUAUUAAAAUCAUUAGUUAAGGAAACGUCGUUUACAUCAUUAGGUCUCUUUUCAAUGGCUACAUAUCCUUACUCUUUAAAGAUCCUAUGGUCUCCCAUUGUAGAUUCCUUCUAUAAUAAGCGCAUAGGUAGAAGAAGAAGUUGGAUAAUACCGAUACAGUUGAUCAGUGGUAUAAUAUUAUGGCUUAUUGGUUGGGGGAUUAGUAAUAAUCUCAUAUUCGAGGGUGUCGACAACCCAUUCCAUGGUAGAGAUACUGAUGUCAAGACUAAUAUAACACAACUUGUAUUUUGGUUCGGGUUAUUGGUGAUUUUAUGCGCGACACAGGACAUUGCAGUUGAUGGGUGGGCAUUAACAAUAUUAUCCAAGAGAUCACUGUCAUAUGCUUCAACAGCACAAACAGUAGGUUUAAACAUUGGCUAUUUUCUAUCAUUUACGAUCUUUCUAUCGUUAAAUUCUAGUGAAUUUGUGAAUAAAUAUUUUAGAAAUGUGAACAAACCUUAUGGUUUGGUUAGUCUUGGCGGAUAUAUGAAAUUUGCCGGCACUAUUUACAUUUUAAUUACAGUGUACAUAAUAUUUUGCACAAAAGAGCAUCCUUUAGCCACGGAACAAACCCUGAGUAAUGGUCAUCUACCGUCUAAUAUUGAUCAAAUCAAGGAAUUUGAAUUGAAACAGAUUGAAAUAAUCGAAUAUAAUGAUUUCAAUGAACUGAACACUGAAAACACACAGGAUAUUACAUAUAUUUAUCGUUGUUUUAUCAAAGCUUUAAAGUUGAAAUCCGUUCAAUCUUUGGCGAUAAUCCAUUUGAUCUCAAAACUUGCAUUUCAAUGUAAUGAAGGUGCAACAAAUUUAAAAUUGUUAGAAAAGGGGUUUAAAAGAGAGGAUCUCGCGGUUACAGUAUUGAUUGAUGUACCAUUUGAAAUCAUAUUUGGGUAUUAUGUUGCCAAAUGGAGUUCUGACGGUGGUAUCGAAAAAAAGGAGGAUGAACAACAUGGUUCUAUUCUUCGGGCUAAGCAAUUGGAGAAAAACAUUAUGAAACGUAUAACUUCUGUGUUAGUUGGUGAUGCAGGUGUUCUUACACCAUGGUUGUAUGGUUUCUUGGGGAAGCUAGUAGCUGCCAUGUUAGGAAGUUACGUAUUGAAGAUGUAUCCAGAGGAUAAUAAGAUUACAACUAGUUAUUUUCUGUUGGUUAUCGUCCAACAUUUAUUGGGAUCAUUUAUGUCUACAGUACAGUUUGUCGGCAUAUCAGCGUUUCAUACAAGAAUAGCGGAUCCUAUACUUGGUGGUACGUAUAUGACAUUACUGAACACAUUGAGUAAUCUUGGUGGAACGUGGCCUAAAAUAUUCAUCAUGUCAAUGAUAAGUAAAUUAACCACAUAUGAAUGCCACAUAACUGGAAAAGAUAAAGACACCAUCGAGAUAGUUCAUGUGGGGAUGGAAAUUUGUACAAAGACACUUGGUGGAGAAGUGCAUAUUUUAAAGGACGGUUAUUAUAUCACAAACAUAAUAUGUAUAAUACUUGGUACAAUCUUAUAUUUUGGUUUUCUAAAAAAGAAAGCACAACAAUUGCAAAAAUUACCAAUCAGCGAUUGGAGAUGUACGUAA